Molecule: messenger RNA, 2179 nt
Organism: Arvicanthis niloticus (Nile rat)
Lineage: Eukaryota; Metazoa; Chordata; Mammalia; Rodentia; Muridae
Gene: Kremen1
Product: kringle containing transmembrane protein 1
Biological process (GO): multicellular organism development; Wnt signaling pathway
Cellular component (GO): plasma membrane
Source: RefSeq, a predicted model, not a curated record
CCGGCUCCCGGUGCUGCCCCCUCUGCCCCGGGCCGCGCCCGGGGGUCCCGCACUGACGGCCCAUGGCGCCGCCCGCCGCCCGCCUCGCGCUGCUCUCCGCCGCUGCUCUCACUUUGGCGGCCCGGCCCGCGCCCGGUACCCGCCCCAGCCCCGAAUGUUUCACAGCCAAUGGUGCAGAUUAUAGGGGGACACAGAGCUGGACAGCACUGCAAGGUGGGAAGCCAUGUCUCUUCUGGAACGAGACUUUCCAGCAUCCAUACAACACGCUGAAAUACCCCAACGGGGAAGGAGGUCUGGGUGAGCACAACUAUUGCAGAAAUCCAGAUGGAGACGUGAGCCCUUGGUGCUACGUGGCCGAGCAUGAGGACGGCGUCUACUGGAAGUACUGUGAAAUCCCUGCCUGCCAGAUGCCUGGAAACCUUGGCUGCUACAAGGAUCAUGGAAACCCACCUCCUCUCACGGGCACCAGUAAAACAUCCAACAAGCUCACCAUACAAACCUGUAUCAGCUUUUGUCGGAGUCAGAGAUUCAAGUUUGCUGGGAUGGAGUCAGGCUACGCGUGCUUCUGUGGGAACAAUCCUGACUACUGGAAGCACGGGGAGGCAGCCAGCACCGAGUGCAAUAGUGUCUGCUUCGGGGACCACACGCAGCCCUGCGGUGGGGACGGCAGGAUUAUCCUUUUUGACACUCUCGUGGGCGCCUGCGGUGGGAACUACUCAGCCAUGGCAGCCGUGGUCUACUCCCCUGACUUUCCUGACACCUACGCCACUGGGCGGGUCUGCUACUGGACCAUCCGGGUUCCGGGAGCCUCUCGCAUCCAUUUCAACUUCACCCUGUUUGACAUCAGGGACUCUGCAGACAUGGUGGAGCUGCUGGAUGGCUACACCCACCGGGUCCUGGCCCGCUUCAGUGGACGGAACCGCCCACCUUUGUCCUUCAAUGUCUCCCUGGACUUUGUCAUUUUGUAUUUCUUCUCUGAUCGAAUCAACCAGGCCCAGGGAUUUGCUGUCUUGUACCAAGCCACCAAGGAAGAACUGCCACAGGAGAGGCCUACUAUCAACCAAACCCUGGCAGAGGUGAUCACCGAGCAAGCCAACCUCAGUGUCAGCGCUGCCCACUCUUCCAAAGUCCUCUAUGUCAUCACCUCCAGCCCCAGCCACCCACCACAGACCGUCCCAGGUAGCCAUUCCUGGGCACCGUCAGUUGGGGCCAGCAGCCACAGAGUGGAAGGAUGGACCGUUUACGGCCUGGCGACCCUCCUCAUCCUUACAGUCACAGCCAUUGUGGCAAAGAUUCUUCUGCACGUCACAUUUAAAUCUCAUCGCGUUCCUGCUUCAGGAGACCUUAGGGACUGUCGUCAGUCUGGGACUUCCGGGGAGAUCUGGACCAUUUUCUAUGAACCUUCCACUACAAUCUCCAUCUUUAAGAAGAAGCUCAAGGGUCAGAGUCAACAAGAUGACCGUAAUCCCCUCGUGAGUGACUGACGCCCAGCCACACCUGGAUGGAAAGCUCCGCUCCGAGCUCGAGCUUGCUGGGGCCCCUCCCCUGAGUUUUCCUCUGAGAACUUCCCUGCCUCUCCAUUCACUUCCAUCUCUUUGGGGGCACCCUGUUGCAGAGGCAGCACAGCCUGGAGUCCUCUAUCACCUAUACUAGCCUGGCUGCCCUGCAACUCUGUCUCCACUGAGGAUGUUAAGACCGGGCUGGGCUGACAGGACACAGCUGGGCCUGAUUCUAGAAGACCCUUGGGUGGUGGGUAGGUGUAGUGUACAAUGAGUUUUCUUGCUUCUUCUCUAUUUGGUCCACAUACAGCUCAGUUUCCCCUGGUCUUUACAGUUUGGAACAGAGCCAGAUGGAAAGAAUUCUCAGGUUUUCUUAAAGGUUGGCCUGUUUCCCCACCAAGUGUGUCCUCAGGGGCAUUAGCACCCCAGAGGCCCAGUCUAGCCUUGGAGCUUUCUCUGGUGCUGACUAUGAUGUGUCAUCUUGUCUGAGGGGACUGAGAACAGGGCCACAGCAGAUGUUUUCUUUCUAAAGGGUUCUUUUCAAUACCCGCUGACCUGUGGGGCAAGCCUGAGAAUUGGUCCAUCUGUCUGUCCAUGGAACAGACACAGUGAACUUCUUGUAUACUACACUGAAGUAGCCAGGCCCGCAAGUCGUUCCCAAUCCUGUGGAAUCUGAACUC